Molecule: messenger RNA, 924 nt
Organism: Funneliformis geosporum
Lineage: Eukaryota; Fungi; Glomeromycota; Glomeromycetes; Glomerales; Glomeraceae
Source: the annotation of a GenBank genome assembly
AUGAGUACAUCUUCAAACAAUCCUUAUCGUAAAAUUCCAAUUUUGAAUAAAUUACAUAUCAUUUAUAAAAGGUAUAGAGAUAAUGGAUAUAUAGGUCCAACAAUCGUUGCCUUGAAAACUUUGAAUAAUUCUAAGGAUUUGAUAAUGAAAUCCUUACAGGAAGAUAUAUCAUGGGGGCUUGCAUUUCUGCAUCAGGCGGGAUUGAUGCAUUGCGAUUUUCAUAGCGGUAACUUACUAGUUAGAUCCGAAAAUUCUGAAAAUUCAAAAUCAAAAAGAAAUUGGGGAAGAUUUCACAUAGGAGAUUUAGGUUUAUGUAGGCCAAUCGAUCAAAAUCAAAAUCAAGUGAAUGAGACUGGAGUAUAUGGAAUAUUACCUUAUGUGUCGCCAGAGGUUAUUAGGGGGUUUCCUUACACACCUGCUGCCGAUAUUUAUAGUUUUGGUAUGAUCAUGUGGUUACUCGCGACGGGACGACAACCUUUUUUUAAUAGACCACAUGAUUUACACCUGGCUUUCGAUAUUUGUGAUAAUGUUAGACCCGAAAUUUAUACUGGCAUACCAGAAUGUUAUAGUGAUCUGAUGAAAAAAUGUUGGGACAAUGAUCCUUUAAAAAGACCUUCCACGAAAGAACUAUGUGAUUUAUUCAUCAAAUGGAGGUUUUAUUCUCCCGAACAUAAAGCAAUUUUUGAACAGGCUGAAAAAGCUUCGAAAAAAUUUCUAAAUAUUACAAACGAUCCUAAAGCUAUUUAUACCAGUAGAUUUUUGAAUUUUCCUACUUUACGGAAAAACUUUUCAACAAACAAUCAUAAAAUCAUUGACGUUAAUAUUAAGGAAGAGGAUAUUAAAGAAGAGGAUGAAGAAUAUGAGACAAGACAAUUAGAAUUAGACAUAAGUAUAGAUGAACUGGAAAAUCUUAAGUAUGAUUAG